Messenger RNA from Haemonchus placei, 345 nucleotides. NCBI's taxonomy places the organism in Eukaryota, Metazoa, Nematoda, Chromadorea, Rhabditida, Trichostrongylidae. The record is from the annotation of a GenBank genome assembly.
AUGAUGAAAAAGAAAAUUCUAGCUGAUCCUCGUCUAACAGUUUUCAUCACUCAUGGUGGACUAGGCAGCACUACCGAGCUGGCUCAUUUGGGUAAACCAGCCAUCCUUAUGCCCGUCUUUGCUGAUCAGACCAGGAACGCCCACAUGCUGGCUAAACAUGGUGGAGGUAUCGUUCUAACAAAGUUUGCCUUGGAAGAUCCACAGAUCAUCCGAGAUUCUCUGAAAAAGAUCUUUAACGAUGCCAGCUAUUCUCGAAAUGCCAAACGACUGUCAGAGAUGCUUUUGAAUCAGCCGAUCAGCGCCGAGCAGCUCCUCAUCAAACACUGCGAAUUUGCUGCCAAGUGA